Kluyveromyces lactis is the source of this 1767-nucleotide messenger RNA. It is a transcript of the gene MEX67, whose product is annotated as Mex67p. The transcript has a single exon. Gene Ontology annotation, molecular function: protein binding; RNA binding. NCBI's taxonomy places the organism in Eukaryota, Fungi, Ascomycota, Saccharomycetes, Saccharomycetales, Saccharomycetaceae. Gene Ontology annotation, cellular component: nucleus. The record is from RefSeq and is a predicted model, not a curated record. Bases 1 to 1767 code for a protein of 588 amino acids. Gene Ontology annotation, biological process: poly(A)+ mRNA export from nucleus.
AUGCAAGUUAGUGGUUUUGGUAACGUGAAUCAGAUUGGUGCUUUGGCACAGCAAAACCAAUUGGAUAACUUAGUCAGCGUUAGCAUUCGUGGAUGGACUAACGCUACUCAACAGGAUUUGUUGAAUUUCAUUUCGAGAAAGACCAGGAUCUCAGUGAGAAACUCUGUGGUUCAAGGGGACACUAUAGUUGGUUAUGUGACACCGCAGGAGGCAGAUCAAUUGGUGAAAUUUAGUGGGUACCGGUUUGCAGGCAAUUCAUUGAAGAUUCACAAGGCAGCCGGUGGGAACACAAACCCUAAUACGAAUGAUACGAUAACCGUUCUUCGUAAUGUGCUUUUGAGAAGAUAUAAUGUGCAAACGAGGAUGUUGGAUCUUGGUAAUUUGUUCAAUGAUCCGGAGUUGGUGCAACGCGGUAUGGCUCCGAAAAAUGUUAAUACGCAGUCCAAGAUGUUCCCGGCUAUGAUGAAAGUGGCUUCAAAGGAGCCUAGCAUGGUUGUUGAAUCGAUCAACCUAUCUGAUAAUAAUUUGAGAGACGUCAAUGGUGUUACCACGUUGGCACAGACUUUCCCUCAUUUGAAAAACCUAUGCAUCGCCAAUAAUAGUAUUAGUCGAUUCCAUUCUCUUGAAGUUUGGAAGAAUAAAUUCAAAGAGUUGAGGGAGCUUCUGAUGAUGAAUAAUCCAAUUACAUCGGAUCGUUUAUAUCGUACAGAAAUGUUAAGGAUAUUCCCCAAAUUGGUGAUUCUAGAUAACGUUGUCGUUCGUGACGAGCAGAAACUACUGUCUAUCUAUAGCUUACCGGUACAACAAACCCAGUUCUUUUUCGAAGAUAAUGGAUUGGCAUCAUCGUCAACAGAUUUUAUUACCAACUUCUUGAACUUGUGGGAUUCGAAUAGAAUGCAAUUGAUGGGUUUGUACACUCCACAGUCUCAAUUUUCCUUAAGUGUUGAUUCUUCCGUUCCAGCUGCUACUGUACCUAAUGCUCAAACGACUCCUACAUUCGGUCAUUACUUACCAUUUUCAAGAAACAUUUCCAAGAUAUCUAGCGACAAGACCAUCCAAGAACGGUUACGUAUAGGGCCCGAAGCAAUUUAUGAAGUGUUCGGAUCUCUCCCUAUGACAAAACAUUUUUUGCAAGAACAACCUGAUGCUUACUCUGUGCAAGCCUGGACCUUCCCACAAGUUCAAGGGUUUGUUAUCACUCUUCAUGGCCAUUUCGAUGAAACUGCCAAACCUGAAAUUGACAAGAGCAAAACAUCACAAGGAUCAUCUGCCUCUAGAGGAAGGAGAUACAACCAUGGAUUUACGUCUACGCCGAACAUCAAACUUUCACAGAAAUCCUUCGAUAGAACAAUGGUCUUAGUUCCAAGUCCAAAUGGUAGUGUCAUCAUUGCAUCUGAUUCGUUGACGAUAAGGCCAUUCUGUGAUAGCGCUUGGUCUAAACCACCUUCUCCACCACAUCUCCAAGCUCAAUCUGUGCAACAUCAGCCACAAAUGAACGUGCCCCUCUCACAAACUCCGCCAAAUACAUCAUCCAUUCCUGGCCAAAUCCCGGGAGUUCUUGGAUCGACACCUUUGCAAUUCUCACCGGAAGUGCAAGCAAAAUUGUCACCUGUACAAUUAGAACUACUUCAGAAGUUACACCUUGAAACAAAGCUUAACGCUGAGUACACUUAUAUGCUUGCCGAGCAAAGUCUUUGGAACUAUGAUAAUGCUAUCCAAGGAUUUAGAAACAGUGCAAACAAUCUACCCAGAGAGGCAUUCAUCUAA